Molecule: messenger RNA, 6481 nt
Organism: Lotus japonicus
Lineage: Eukaryota; Viridiplantae; Streptophyta; Magnoliopsida; Fabales; Fabaceae
Product: proline-rich receptor-like protein kinase PERK9
Exons: 6
Coding region: 4629-5120 (163 amino acids)
Source: RefSeq, a predicted model, not a curated record
AAAAUUUCGGUUAAUAAUUUCUUUGUAGGGUCUGUUGUAUAAAAGGCAAAGGAUACCUGGAGGUGGUACUUUCUUUGGUGGUGGCCUCACAGAGCGGGGCUUCACAGGAGACCCUACCAGGAAAUAAUUAACACAAAUUGUCAACUCAAAAUCAUUUUUAACACAAAUUGUAAACUCAAAACAAUUUACAGAAAAUGAAAUCAACAUGUGAUAUGGUAAUAAAUACAUCGUAGCUGCGUCAAAAUAAAACAAAAAAGUACAAAAAAAAAAAAUGAAACUACAAGACUGUUGGCAUCAAAAAAGAAAGAAACUAUGCAUUAAGAUAGCCUUUUGUAAGGACUAAAACCUUGUUUGGUGUGUAAUGUAAUUGGAACCCUCACACAAAUUCUAAACAGAAGCAAGAAACUAUCUAAGACUAUCAUAUUUUGGUAGAGCAACCACAAUCAAAUUCUAUGCUUUGGUUGAGAUACCACAAAUGUUAAGGCUCUAAAUCAAUUUCUAAUCCACAGCUUUUAACAUCAAUAAUGGUUAUAAACUGAAAAUAAAUAGAAAAGAUAUAUACCAGGGUUGGCAUGAGCAGCAGAGGAGCGACAGUUAACAUAAGCAGAAGAGGAGCGACGGUUGGCAGAAGAUUCUAACAGAAAAAAAACAACAAACAUCAAUAUCAAUCAACAGAUAAGGAGAAUAAUAAUAAGUUUACCAACAGAAAAGUAAUACUUCCUUUCAGGGACAGGGAUAACAAGCUGGACUCAAUGUCAGACUCUGCAAGGAAAAAAGAUAAAUAAAAAAACACGAUCAACCGUAGUUGAAAACCCUAAAUCAAAAGAAAAGAUUAAAACAAACAACAGAUCCAGCUAUUGUAAUGAAAUGUUGAUCAAGAACAAGGCAAAGAUCAAGAAAACGAAACUUAAGAUAGACAUUGUAAUGAAUUGAAAAAAAAACGAGAAUGAAAUGAAAAGUAGAGAAAAGGAAUGAGAGAAAACCUUGUUUGAAAGAAAAUCCGACCAUUGUGGAGAACUCUAACAGAAAAAAAACAACAAACAUUAAUAUCAAUCAACAGAUAAGGAGAAUAAUAAUAAGUUUAUCAACAGAAAAGCAAUUUUAGGGAUAACAAGCUGGACUCAAUGCCAAACUCUGCAAGGAAAAAAGAUAAAAAAAAAACAUGAUCAACCGGAGUUGAAAACCCUAAAUCAAAAGAAAAGAUUAAAACAAACAACAGAUUCAGCCAUAGUAAGGAAAUGUUGAUCAAGAACAAGGCAAAGAUCAAGAAAACGAAACUUAAGAUAGACAUUGUAAUGAAUUGAAAAAAAACAAAAAUGAAAUGAAAAGUAGAGAAAAGGAAUGAGAGAAAACCUAAGAGAGGGAAUGAAUAGUUUCUGUGAGGAAAUGAAUGGCAACGGAUGGUAUCGGAUCCUCUAUGGUUGAUGUUGGUCAAUCUGCAAGUGCACAGAUAUCUCCGGGUUUUAAAUUAUCGAACUACAGGGAAUUGGAAUGUGAAUUCAGUUUAAGAGUCAAGUUCAAGGUUAAAAGGCGAGUAAAAUUCAUUUUCAAAGGUUGAUUGAUUGUUGUGAUACUUAAUUAGAAAGUUAACAAAGAUAAGUGUGUGAUGAUCAAUGGUAAGAAUGCCUUGGGUUCUUGCUUGACUAAUUCAGUUCUAAUCAACCUAUUCUAUCCACAAAACUUCGAGUCUCUCCUUGAUGUUCUAGCCUAAUCAAUCAUCUAUCAAUGUCUCGCAUAGACAAUCCUCUCAAGCCAAAAGAUAAGCGCAAUUCCUUGAUAACCUAAACAUUUGCUAAAGGCAUUAAGCAUGCAAUUCAGGCCAACAAACCUCAACCCUUUCUCUAUUCCUAGUAGCAAGUAUAGAAGAGGUAAUCCCACAACAAGUCCUUAAUCUAUAACAAACUUCCGUUCAAUUAUAGAAAAGUAUAAAGCUAGCACAUGUUCUAACUUGAAACAUAAAGCAUGGAUAUGAGAUUCAAGGGUUUACUCAGAGGAAUCGUGAAUAGAAAUUGGGAUUAAGAUUAAAACAUCAUAAGUCUUACAAAGAACCCAAAGCAAAAGGGGUUUAGCCAAGCAUGGCUAUAGAAUCCAUACAAGAAAAGAAGGAUAAAACCUGGAACAUGGACUUGGAAAAUGCUUCUCCUCAAGCUCCAGAGCCUAACCCUACUUCUAACUUAUUUAGGAAUGUAUAGAAAUGACAAAAGUUACAAAAGAAAUGACAAAAAGCCUAUUUAUAGGCAAACAGGUCGAGUCUGGGCGCUCAAGCACCAUUCAGAGCGCCUGAGCGCCAAUUCCAAGUGGAAAAAGCAGCUUCUGGAGGUAAUUGGCGCUCAGGCGCUCAACACGAGCGCUCAGGCGCCAAUUCCUUUCUAGCAUCAUGUAAACAGCGAAUCAAUUGGCGCUCGGGCGCUCAACACGAGCGCCUGAGCGCUCUCUACAUGCUAGAAAGCCUCUUGACCUUCUUCUUAACUCCCCUUUAAGCCUCCCUUCAAUUUUCCAAGCCUUUUGAUCUUCUUUCUUCAUCAGUUUUCAGACCUAGCUACUUGGGAACAAAGCAAGGAAAAUAUCUAGGAUUUCCAAGAGUUUAUUAGCACAAAAGACCCUUAAUUCAAGUAGAAAAGAUAUGCAAGUCCUAAACUUACUUAAAAUGCAAGAAAAGUCCCUAUAAUACUACAAAAUUACCAAAACGAAGUAAAGACUCAAAGAAAGAUAAAAAUGCAUGAGAAUGCAUGAAACACUACAUGAGACUCAACAAAAAAGACUCAAAACAAAGAAAGAAAUGACCCUAAAAACACUAUUAAACUAGAGUCAACAGUUGAUCAUAUUUUUUUAUCUUUUUUCCUUGCAGAGUCUGACAUUGAGUCCAGCUUGUUAUCCCUGUCCCUGAAAGAAUCUUCUGCCAACCGAAUUGCAUCCGCCGGAACAUUGUUCACCCGGUAAGUGUUGCAAUUCCGGAUGAACCUCUCCAUGUGAGCAUGUGGAUCUUCUAGGGCACCUCCACCAUAUUGGUUUUGCCUCACCAAGUUGAUGAAUGUCGGUCUCAACUCAAAGUUUCCCACUCCCUCGGGAAAAACAAUGCUCCCGGGAUAGUCAUAACUCAUAGUAGAUGAAGUGAGUUCCCGAAGAGACCGGUUGACAUCCUCAACUUCUUUUUCACGUAAUCGAAGGGUGAUCCCCUCUUGGAUUCUUGCCUCAAUAUGGGCUUGCAUCUCCUCCUCCGUCAUUCGGCCACCCAUUGCGGUGUCUCUCGUGAGAGCAACCUGAAAGUGUGACACUAAAACAAAGAAAGAUUAGUAGCACCAAUUCUAGACAAAGAUAAAAACAAAAAAUAAAACCACAAACUAAAAAUUUAAACCAAAAACCACAAACAAUUCCCCGGCAACGGCGCCAAAAACUUGUUGGUCAAUCUGCAAGUGCACAGAUAUCUCCGGGUUUUAAAUUAUCGAACUACGGGGAAUUGGAAUGUGAAUUCAGUUUAAGAGUCAAGUUCAAGGUUAAAAGGCGAGUAAAAUUCAGUUUUAAAGGUUGAUUGAUUGUUGUGAUACUUAAUUAGAAAGCUAACAAAGAUAAGUGUGUGAUAAUCAAUGGUGAGAAUGCCUUGGGUUCUUGCUUGACUAAUUCAGUUCUAAUUAACCUAUUCUAUCCACAAAACUCCGAGUCUCUCCUUGAUGUUCUAGCCUAAUCAAUCAUCUAUCGAUGCCUCGCAUAGACAAUCGUCUCAAGCCAAAAGAUAAGCGCAAUUCCUUGAUAACCUAAACAUUUGCUAAAGGCAUGAAGCAUGCAAUUCAGGCCAACAAACCCCAACCCUUCCCUUAUUCCUAGUAGCAAGUAUAGAAGAGGUAAUCCCACAACAAGUCCCUAAUCUAUAACAAACUUUCGUUCUAUUAUAGAAAAGUAUAAAGCUAGCACAUGUUCUAACUUGAAACAUAAAGCAUGGAUAUGGGAUUCAAGGGUUUACUCAGAGGAAUCAUGAAUAGAAAUUGGGAUUAAGAUUAAAACAUCAUAAGUCUUACUAAGAACCCAAAGCAAAAGGGGUUUAGCCAAGCAUGGCUAUAGAAUCCAUACAAGAAAAGAAGGAUAAAACCUGGAACAUGGACUUGGAGAAUGCUUCUCCUCAAGCUCUAGAGCCUAACCCUACUUCUAACUUAUUUAGGAAUGUAUAGAAAUGACAAAAGUUACAAAAGAAAUGACAAAAAGCCUAUUUAUAGGCAAACAGGUCGAGUCUGGGCGCUCAGGCGCAAUUCAGAGCGCCUGAGCGCCAAUUCCAAGUGGAAAAAGCAGCUUCUGGGGGUAAUUGGCGCUCAGGCGCUCAACACGAGCGCAUGAGCGCUCUCUACAUGCUAGAAAGCCUCUUGACCUUCUUCUUAACUCCCCUUUAAGCCUCCCUUCAAUUUUCCAAGCCUUUUGACCUUCUUUCUUCAUAAGUUUUCAGACCUAGCUGCUUGGGAAUAAAGCAAGGAAAAUAUCUAGGAUUUCCAAGAGUUUAUUAGCACAAAAGACCCUCAAUUCAAGUAGAAAAGAUAUGCAAGUCCUAAACUUACUUAAAAUGCAAGAAAAGUCCCUAUAAUACUACAAAAUUACCAAAACGAAGUAAAGACUCAAAGAAAGAUAAAAAUGCAUGAGAAUGCAUGAAACACUACAUGAGACUCAACAAAAAGACUCAAAACAAAGAAAGAAAUGACCCUAAAAACACUAUUAAACUAGAGUCAUCAGUUGAUCAUGUUUUUUUAUCUUUUUUCCUUGCAGAGUCUGACAUUGAGUCCAGCUUGUUAUCCCUGUCCCUGAAAGAAUCUUCUGCCAACCGUCGCUCCUCUUCUGCUUAUCUUAACCGUCGCUCCUCUGCUGCUCAUGCCAACCCUGGGUCUUCUGUGAAGCCCCGCUCUGUGAGGCCACCAUCAAAGAAAGUACCACCUCCAGGGUCUGCUGUGAAACCCUGCGCUUCUACUGUAUCUGUGAGGCCUUCGAGGCCUCCAUUUCGGGUCCUUACUCCAGGGUCUGCUGUGAAACCCUGCUCUGUGUCUGUGAGGCCCUCAUUUCGGGUGUGUGGGCGUCUACCAAGGAAUUUUCCUCCUCCAGAUAUUCUAUGCACUUUAACUAUUCUUCAUGCUUUGGUUAUAUGAGCUAGAUUGAAGCAGGGCGUUUUAGGCAGAGACUAUUUGGACCAUCCCUCUUUACUAUCCACACCAUCCCCUUUUUUUAUAAUUUCAAAAAUACCCCCCACAUAGAAAACAUACAAAGCAGUAAAAAAAAUACUCUCACAAUCUCACCUUCUUCUUCCUUCUUCCUCUUCCACUCUCACCUUCCCCCAUCCCUAUUUCAUCUUCUAAAUCAAUAUAUCACACACCUUGAAGCUUCAAAUCAGUGUAGAAGAUAAGUGGGUGAGAUCAAGAGAAGAUUAGAAGCUCAAAAUAGGUGAGAUUUUGGGAUUUUUACGGGUUUUACACGUAAAUCUGGGUUGAAUAUGUGGGUUCUGGUGCGUUCCGCCACUUAAAAUGCGGACGUUUAAUUGCUACCGCUAUUUUAGUAGCGGUAACUUCCGCUAUCUUAGUAGCGGUAACUACCGCUAUCUUAGUAGCGGUAACUUCCGCAGUUAAAAUAGCUGCAACGUCCGCUAUCAAGGUAGCUGUAACUUCCGCUAUUAAGAUAGCGGAAGUUACUGUAGUUUAAAUUACGAUUUUUGUUGCAGGUUCUGGUUUUAGUGUUUGACUUGGUGAAGUUUGUUGUCUAUUAGGAGCAUUAUGGCAUCCCCAGCUGAUCUUAUUGAUUGGGCUCGCGGUGUAGGUAAAGAGAAUGGUUAUGUUGUUAUUGUGAUUAGGUCUGACUACGGAUCUGCAAAAAGGAAGCCUUUGAUAACAUUGGGAUGUGAACGUGGUUACAGCUAUCUUGAUAGCGGAAGUUACAGCUAUCUUGAUAGCGGAAGGUUUUGAAUUUAACAGACGUCGAUUUCCCUUCUAAUGCUCACGUUUGUUGUGUCCGCUAUCUUGAUAGCGGUAACUACCGCUAUCUUGAUAGCGGAAGUUACAGCUAUUAAGAUAGCGGAAGUUACAGUAAUCUUGACUGCGGUAGUUACCGCUAUCUUGAUUGCGGAAGGUUUUGAAUUUAACAUACGUCGAUUUCCCUUAUGUUCUGUCUAAUGCUCACGUUUGUUGGGGGUAUAAAUGUAUUUUUGCACUUAAGGGAUGGUGUGGAUAGUAAAGAGGGAUGGUCCAAAUAGUCUCUGCCGGCGUUUUAUGGUUGUUUUUUUUUUUUUGCUGUUUGUUGGUAAGCUAUUAAUGGUUUUCAAUUACACAGCACAUUGUACCAAAAAUUUCAUAGAGCUAUUAAUGGUUUUCAAUUACACAGCACAUUGUACCAAAGGCACCUGCACCAGCUCCUCCAUCUCCACCUCAUGGCCCCUUUCAUGCCGAUGGGCAGUGCAUUUGGCACUGUCCGAAUCCUGCUGCUGAUGGUGAGGUGUUCUGUGUUGACCAUUUGCCUCCAA